GAGAUGACGUAGUAGCCCGGAGCCUGAAGGUGGACGGCAACUUCCGGUUCCUGCUUACUGUCUUAGAAAGCAAAAGGGAGGAAGAGGAUCAGUUUUGUGAUUCUCCAGCCAGUUCCAUUAGUCUUCUUAUAAUGAAAAAAACCCUGCGGAAAAACCAAGGCGAGCGUUACCGCCUAAAGUUCCGACGUCUCUGUCGUGCAGCCAAAGUGCUGGUUUAUGAGAAUGCAGCCCUGUGUGAUGAGAUUGCCAGACUGGAAGCCAAAUACCUCCGUGUGCGUGAAGAACGCCGGUUCCUGUUGGCUCGCCUGCUGCAGGCACAAGCCCUGGCAGAAGAAGAGCCUCCUGUGCCGACCAUCGCUGCCGUUUCGCAGCCCUCGCCAGAGGAGCUGGUUGUCCGCAAACCGCGCCGGGAACGCAAAGGCAAAGAGAACGGGCGGGCAUCAAAGCGCAGGGUGGCAUCCGAGCUUGGCAUUCGCAGGCUGGUUCCACCACUUCCCUUGGAUCCUUCCGGCCGGCCAGUGUUUCCUAUCACAUUGGGCCCACUGACAGUCUACAGCUUGGGUGAGAUUGUCUCUGACCGUCCUGGUUUCCAUACAGAAAGUGCCAUCUACCCUGUGGGGUACUGCAGCACUAGGAUCUUUGCCAGUACACGUCGACCUGUUCACCGCUGCCUGUACACUUGCCAGAUCAAGGACGGUGGUUCCGGCCCACUCUUCGAGAUAGCCCCUGAAGACGAGCCCGGCUGUGUAGUCACUGGCUCCACCCCGGACUCCUGCCAUGCUCAACUUCUUGAGGCUGUGGGUGCUGCCCAACUAGAUCCAUCCGGUGCGGAGUUCUUUGGGCUCUCCCACCCAGCCAUUCAGCAUCUCAUCCAGAGCUGCCCUGGAGCACGGAAGUGCACUGGAUACCGCUGGUUACGCUUCGAAGUAUGCCGUCCUGCAGACGGAGCCCCUCCUGAGGGGUUGCCUUCAGGAAAUCCUGGAACGGACUUUGAGGCAUUCCAAAACCAAGGCCUGGCAGGUCCAGUAGGUCUGGACUUCCCUGCUGCCACCCCUUCUCCACCCAGUGGCAACGGUUAUGCAGAACUGUUCCUGCCAUGUGGUGCUUCAGGAGGGUCCCCUAUUCCCCAGAGCCCAGAAAGUGACACUGACUGAUUUGGAUCAGCCACAUACCCAUGUAGAACUUCAUUUGAAGACCAACAGUGUGGAAUAAUGUUUAACUGUCAUGGCUCAGUUUUAUGGAAUCUUGGUAUUAGUAGUUUGGUGAGGGAUCAAAAAUUUUGUGCUAAAAAGCUCCAAGUGUACAGUAGAAACCCCAGGAUUAUGUAAGACAGUUAAAGUGACAUCAAACUACGAAGUAAAGAUCUACUCCAGGCAGAAUAUGUUCCCUUAUAUAUACCAUUGCAAGUUUUCCUGUUGCUUGCCCUUUUCAUAUUGUUUGAACUGCUGCCCCAGACAUCCUUUACCACAGACUAGGACUG
Molecule: messenger RNA, 1480 nt
Organism: Anolis sagrei ordinatus
Lineage: Eukaryota; Metazoa; Chordata; Lepidosauria; Squamata; Anolidae
Gene: FYRD1
Product: transforming growth factor beta regulator 1
Biological process (GO): regulation of cell cycle
Cellular component (GO): nucleus
Source: RefSeq, a predicted model, not a curated record